Molecule: messenger RNA, 3579 nt
Organism: Mytilus californianus (California mussel)
Lineage: Eukaryota; Metazoa; Mollusca; Bivalvia; Mytilida; Mytilidae
Product: zinc finger protein 234-like
Exons: 2
Coding region: 189-3464 (1091 amino acids)
Biological process (GO): regulation of transcription by RNA polymerase II
Molecular function (GO): DNA-binding transcription factor activity, RNA polymerase II-specific; RNA polymerase II cis-regulatory region sequence-specific DNA binding
Source: RefSeq, a predicted model, not a curated record
CACCUGUUAAAUUGUCAUUUUUGCAAGAGAAGGAGGGUCCCGAUGUAUGUUGACGUCCUAAAUAUUUUAACCAAAAUACAUUGUUGAUUGACGAUCAAAUGGACUAUAAUUACGUAUGUUAGAAGCGACUGUAACCUGGGGGACCUCUUAAGAAGGGGCGAAAAUAGUAUUACAUUAAUAUAGAGGUGAUGGAAAAUGACGAAAAAAACCUUUUCGCUUGUGGUUUGUGCGGUGAAAAUUUUAGUCAGAGUAGGCAUCUACGGGAACACGUGAAAACUCAUAUCACUGGAAGAUAUAAAUGUGAUAUAUGUGGUGAAUGUUUUCAUCGAUAUACCACAUUACAAGUACACAUAAGAGCACACAAGGGCGAAAGGCCCUAUAAAUGUGACGUAUGUGGAAAGGAGUUUAAUGUAAAUGGGGCUCUUAAGGCUCACGCGAGAAUACACACUGGAGAAAAAUUGUUUAAUUGUGAAGUAUGCGGAAGAGGUUUUAAUCGUACUAAAAAUUUGUCAAGACACAUGAAAUUGCACACUGGUGAAAGACCUUACGUGUGCAGCGAGUGUGGGAAUCGAUAUAUUGAGAAAAGGGAUUUGGAACGACAUAUGAAAAAACACACCAGUGAAAAUGGUAAUGAUCAAUACCGCUACAAAUGUUCUGUGUGUAGUCUAUUUUUUAAAUAUAAUACAUGCAUGAAAAAGCAUUUGAAAACACAUAUAUCUCUUACAACUUGUACAAGUGACGCAUCUUCUGAAUGUGAAGAUACAAAUAAGACGUUUUCUUAUCAUCGAGACAUAAACGCUCAUGGGAGUAAUUUUGUAAAACCUUCUGUUGACAACCUUUUUGUAUGUAAUAUAUGUGACAAAGUGUUUAAAACUAGUGCAACAUUAAAGGGUCACAUGAAAACACAUACGGGUGAAAAACCGUUUAAAUGCGAAGUUUGUGGUAAAAGAUUUAAUCAUAAACCACAUUUGUCACGACACAUCAAAAUACACACUGGUGAAAGACCAUACGUGUGUAAUAAGUGUGGGAAAGAUUUUAUUGACAAAUCCGAGUUGAAUCGCCAUAAUAUUAGGAAACAUAGACAUGAUAUUGAAAAACUCAAUUGCGUCUCAAGUAUCAUUUGCUCUGAGGAGAAUACAACCAAACAAACUCCAAUUGAUAAAAACUAUUCUAAAUGUACAGAAAUUGGUACUUCACACUUUCAAACGUACGCGAAAAUAGACACAGUUGUUACAAUUCAACCUCUUAAAUCUGAUGAAAUCGUUAAUGAGUUAGAUGAUUGUCAACACAAAUUGGAACAUAUGGGAACAUCAAAUGAUGGAACAUAUCAAACUGUUAAUAGUGAUGAAGAUGUUGUGGAACAGAUACCGGAACACAUGGAAUCUCAAUCUACCGAUGAACCUUUCAAGGGCAAUGAUUCUGGAAAAGAGUUUUGUAAUCUUAACAUAUUGCAAUCACACAUAAUAACGCAUACUGGCGAAAAACUUUAUAAAUGUGGAAUAUGUGGAAGACAGUUUAAUAAAAAAACACAUUUGUCAAGACACAUGCACAUUCAUACUGGUGAUAAACCAUAUGAGUGUAAUAAGUGUGGGAAAGCUUUUAUCGAGAAAUGCAGCUUAAAACGACAUAUAAGAAUACACAAUCAUGAAAGUGAAAAACUCCAAUUUGUCUCGAGUAACAUGUGGUCUGAUAAGAUAAAAACUGAACCAAUUCCGGUUGAUGAAAAACCUUUUAAAUGUGGAAUAUGUGGAAGACAGUUUAAUCAUAAACCACAUUUGUCAAGACACAUGCACAUUCAUACUGGUGAUAAACCCUACGUGUGUAAUAAGUGUGGGAAAGGGUUUAUUGAAAGAAAUAAACUAAUACGGCAUGAGAAAAGUGUACAUAUUCAUGAAAGUCAAAAACUCCAUUUUGUCUCGAGUAACAUAUGUUCUGAUGAGGAUAAAAUUGAACCAAUUCCAAUUGAUGAAAAAUCGUCUAGAUGUGUUGAAAAUGGUACUUCACACUUACAAACGUACACAAAAACAAACACAUUUAUUUCAAAUCAGGGAGCUCUAAUGUCUGAUGAAGUUGUUACAUGUAGUAAGCUAGAUGACCUUGAAGACAAACUGGAACAAUUGGAAGCUUCUAAUGUUUACACACAUAAAAGUGAUGAUGGUAAAGAAAUUGGUCAAACGGAACAGAUACCCAAUUGUGUCUUGGGUAACAUGUGUUCUCGUAAAGUUAAACCUGGUCCAAUUCCGACUGCUGCCGAACUUUCUAAAUGCAGAGAAAAUGCAAAUUCACAUUUACAAACGUUCGCGAAAAUAAACACCUUUAUGACAAGUCAUGAAGCUCUUACACGUGAUGAAGUGGUUAAUAAACUAGAUGAAGACAAAUUGGAACAUAUGAAAACAUCAAAUGAUUACACACAUAAAAGUGAUGAUGGUAAAGAAAUGGGUAAAAUGGAACACAUACCCAAUUUUGUCUCACGUAAUAUGAGUUCUCAAGAGUUUGAGCCUAUACCAAUUCCGACUGAUGCAAUAUCUUCUAAACAUGAUGAAAAUGAUACGUCACACUUACAAACGGACUUGAAAACGAACACGUGUAUAACAAACCAGGAACCUGUUAAAUGUGACGAAGUCGUUCAUAAGUUAGAUAAUUGUCAAGACAAAUUGGAACAUAUGGGAACAUGUAAUGGUGGAACACAUAAAACUGAUGCUGAUAAAGGAAUUGGUCAAACGGAACAUAUACCGACAAAAAGAAAAUCCACCUAUAAACCUUUCAAGUGCAAGGAUUGUGGAAAAGAGUUUUGUCAUGAAAGCAGAUUUCAGACACAUACCUUACGAGAACAUUCAGAAGAGAAACCUUUCGAGUGCAAGGAAUGUGGAAAAGGUUUUAUGAAAAACAAACAUUUACAGUCACAUUUAGGACUACAUUCUGGUGAAAGACCUUUUAAGUGCGACGAAUGUGGUAAAGGAUUUAUGACAAAGCCUUCUUUACAAUCACACAUGAUAACACAUUCCAGCAGCAGACCUUUUAAGUGUAAUAUAUGUGGUAAAACAUUCAAGCUCUGGGCACCCUUAGAAAAUCAUGUACGAACUCACUCGUUCGAAGACCAGUUUGAAUGCGAUUUAUGCAGUAAACGAUUUGCGAUGAAGAAAAGCUUAAAAAUUCACAGGAGAGUUCACACAGGAGAAAAAGCAGCAUGUAAAAUUUGUGGGCAGGAAUUCACGUUUAUCAGCAGUUUAAAAUUACACAUGAGAACGCAUACAGGUGAAAAACCCUACAAGUGUUCUUAUUGUGGAAAACAUUUCAGUCGCAGUCGGUAUUUAAAAGUACACAUUAAAAUACACACUGGUGAUAAACCGUACAUGUGCGAUGAGUGUGGUAAACGAUUUAUUGGGGGAAGGGAAAUGAGAAAACAUAUGAAAACACACAAAAAGAAAGUUGUAUGUGAUUCGAGUAAUUCUUGUGAUACAUAGUUUAUUGAUGACCAAAUUUUGGAAGACGUGUCGCAGAAAUGGAAUGAAUUAACAAUUUUUAAUAUUUUUAAAUAUAUCUUUAUCCAAUGUAUAUCAUAUACAUGUAUGCACUGUA